Messenger RNA from Magallana angulata, 1019 nucleotides. RefSeq lists its product as uncharacterized. The coding region runs from base 76 to 705 and encodes 209 amino acids. NCBI's taxonomy places the organism in Eukaryota, Metazoa, Mollusca, Bivalvia, Ostreida, Ostreidae. The record is from RefSeq and is a predicted model, not a curated record. The transcript has 3 exons.
AUUAAACAAUACACCAUGAACUCAUUAUCCUACAUUCACCCAGUAACUUUGUAAAUUGUCCUCGAUCAUGGUGCAAUGGUUAAAUGGAAUUGUGUAUUUUGGACCUGCAUGACUGUACUGAGUUUGUGGAUAAUUCUUGCCUAUUUCCAUGAAUCCUAUCAGAUUGACUUCUGGACGAAAAUUCCAACAUGCGGAGAUAAGAAAAGUGGACAUCCCUUCUAUUUUGGUACAACUGAUGUGGAAUGCAUGAGAUCAAUACGCCGCCGCAAGAAGAGAGCGCUGGUCAGCUAUCCACUUCCGGAGAGGAAGUACUGGUCCCUGGUCCAUAGAUGGGUGUACUACGAUGGUUGGUACUUUGAGCUGUUUUACAGACCUCACACCAGACGCCCGGCCAAGUCUAAAUUCUGUCGUAGUUCCCGAGAGGUCGUUCCAGCUGGAUACAGUACGCUUGACAUUGACUGCCUACGAAGGUGUGCCGUGUAUUAUAAUAAACGAUUCAUUGCUCGUUAUAAAACUUUUACACAUAAUUGCCACCAUUACGCCAAUAAGAUCGCAGAGGUUUUGUGUACAUACUCCAUGUGUCCGGACUGGUGUCAGGAACUCUUCUUAGAGCCAGGAGAUUCAAGAUUAGUGACGAAAUUCGUUUUGCGAACUACGCCAUCGCCAAACUUUACACGGGAUUCGGCAUUGAUAGAUCUUUAUUAGAAUUACCUCAAGUAAUUUUGCAUUGACGUUUCGUACUAAAAAACUAAUUAAAUAAUUAUGACUAUAUCGUCAUUUAAAUGAGUGUAGCCUAAACUUAGUACUAAAAAAAUAGUGGAAAUAGUAUAUUGUAAUGAAAAUAAGAAAUCAUUAUUUUCCAAAUUUAUGUUUUUUUAGAUAUUCAAAAUAUACAACUGUUACCAUAAAGCGUAUUUUAGAAUUGGUAUAAAGGAUGAAGAAGCAGCUUUCCUAAGGAUAACACAGCAUACAGCACCUUCAGCACUCUGUGGUUAAAAGAUUUGGCAGUAUCGCUGGUU